This is a messenger RNA of Nymphaea colorata (pocket water lily), 2632 nucleotides long. RefSeq lists its product as uncharacterized. Lineage: Eukaryota; Viridiplantae; Streptophyta; Magnoliopsida; Nymphaeales; Nymphaeaceae. The coding region runs from base 99 to 2312 and encodes 737 amino acids. Gene Ontology annotation, molecular function: FAD binding. The transcript has 11 exons. The record is from RefSeq and is a predicted model, not a curated record.
UGCGUAAAUAUGUUCUGAUUUAUUUCCGUUGGCGCUACAAGUAAUGAAACGAACGCGUCGUGUUGACUCUCCGUCUCUCUCUCUCUCUCUCUUCUGUGAUGAGGAUCUUUCGGGUGUUCAGGCCAUGGAGGUGGCGCUUGGAUCCUAACGUGGUUGGCCGUGUAGUGCCCACGGGGUCUAGUCACCAUACAAAUGCUAGAAGUCUUUGUUGCAGUGCAGGCUUAGUGAAGAAGAAUGAAGGAGACGAGACUCUGCCGGUUUUGAUCGUGGGUGGUGGGCCUGUGGGCUUGAUUCUUUCCAUAUUGCUCACUAAAUUAGGAGUAGGCUGCACAGUUGUGGAGAAGGGUGAUUCUUUUUCUCACCAUCCUCAAGCUCAUUUCAUCAACAAUCGGUCAAUGGAGCUAUUUCGGAAGCUGGAUGGUUUGGAAAAGGAGAUCCUUGAACUGCAACCUGCAGUGAAUUUAUGGAGAAAGUUCAUUUAUUGCACUUCUCUUUCCGGUCAAAUCAUUGGGUCUGUAGAUCAUAUGAAACCUCAGGAUUUUGAACAAAUUGUGAGUCCUACAUCUGUUGGACACUUCUCACAGUAUAAACUCCUGAGAUUGCUGCUGAAAAGACUCCUAAAUAUGGGCUUCCACAUUUUCACUGCCGAUAGAUGCAACAGUGACCAAGUACCUGGUGGUAAAUGGGAGAAGAAAAUACUGAUGGGGCAUGAAUGCAAGUCAUUCAGUUUUACUGAUGAUGGUAUCAUGGUGAAGACUUCCUUUCACAAAGAAGGGAAGUUGGUUGAAAGGAAUAUCCCAUGCAGCAUCCUUAUUGGUGCGGAUGGUGCCGGAAGCACAGUAAGAAAACUAGUUGGCAUAGACAUGGAAGGGGAAAGAAAUAUGCAAAAUCUUGUUAGUGUCCAUUUCUUGAGUCAAAAUCUUGGAAAAUACCUACUUCAUGAGAGACCCGGGAUGUUGUUCUUUAUCUUUAACCCAGAAGCUAUAGGGGUGCUUGUUGCACAUGAUCUCAAUGAAGGAGAAUUUGUCUUGCAGAUUCCAUACUACCCUCCUCAGCAAAACUUGGAAGAAUUCACGGUUGAGAAAUGCCAGGAGAUAAUCUUCAAAUUAGUUGGACACAAGCUUGUCGACAUAAAUAUUAGAGACAUAAAACCAUGGGUGAUGCAUGCAGAAGUUGCUGAGAAGUAUUCUGCUGUUAAUAAUCGAGUAAUGCUUGUGGGUGAUGCUGCUCAUCGUUUUCCUCCUGCUGGUGGUUUUGGGAUGAACACCGGCAUUCAGGAUGCUCAUAAUUUAGCUUGGAAGAUAGCAUGUGUAAUGCAUGGAUUUGCUUCAUCUGCCAUCCUUGAUACAUAUGAGAUGGAGCGUAGACCGAUUGCUCUUUUCAAUACAUCUCUAAGCAUUGAAAAUUUCAAUGAUGCCAUAUCAGUCCCUUCUGCUCUUGGCCUUAAUCCAAAUAUUGCAAACUCUGUGCAUCGCGUAAUCAAUAGUGGAUUUGGUGGCAUCAUUCCCUCUGGAUUGCAGAAGUUACUCCUUGAGGGAAUUUUUACCGUUGGCCGUGCCCAGUUGUUACCAGCUGUUUUGAAUGAAGCCAAUCCUUUUGGAUCUGCAAGACUAGCUAAACUCAGGGGCAUCUUAGAAGAAGGAAAAAGCCUUCAACUUCAGUUUCCUGCUGAAGAUCUCGGCUUCAGGUACCAGGAAGGAGCCCUUAUAACUAAUGCAGAUAGAAACCCUGAAGAGCGAAAAGUAAAAUUCGGUGGCCGGAGAAAAGAGUACAUCCCCACUGCCGAAGUUGGAGCACGUUUACCACAUAUGAAUUUGCAUCUCCUGGAUGCAUCAUCCCCUCAGGAGACACUGUCUACACUGGAUCUGGUACGAGGAGACAGAGUUGAGUUCCUUUUACUGGUAGGACCCAGAAGAGCUUCCUAUAGUCUCGCAUCUGCUGCCCUCAAGGUCGCAGUAGGCAUCAGAUUACCCCUAAGAGUUUGCAUUGUGUGGUCUGAAUCCUUUUCUCAUCAGUGUAUUGAUGAUGGGAGGAAGUCACUUCAAGAGCAAUCAGGCAGUGUGAUUGAGGUUCAGAUAAAGAAGACACAAGCAUCAUCUUCUUGGUGGGAGUUGGUGAGCAGGGGAGCCAUCCUUGUGAGACCAGAUGAUCAUAUUGCAUGGCAGGUUGCUCUUUCUGAAUCUAUCCAAAAUCCUGCCUUGGAGUUCGAAAGGGUCUUCUCUCAGUUAAUGAGAUUGUGGAAGACAAAGGAAGAUUCUGCUGAGGACGAACAUAAGAGCAUGGGACAUUGGAUAAAUCACUCUAGCUUGUAAGAAAAAGCACAUCCAAACUGAGACAAACAAAGAUUCUGCUGAGAACGAACAAUAAGAGCAUGAGACAUUGGAUAAAUCACUCUAGCUUGUAAGAAAAAGCACAUGCAAACUGCUAGCAGCAUGUUUCACUUCCAAAGUUCAUGACCCAGAUAGCAGCAUUGCAGCUCGUAACUGACAUGAAUUAACCAUUGUAGCAGCAUAUUUCUGAGAUUUAUAAUGAUUUUAGUUCUUUGUAAGUGAUUUCCAUGUUUAUUAGGUCCUAAGCAAAUUAUGUACUACAACGAAAGUAUUAUCCAAUGAAAAAUCGUAUCUAUCUUUAA